This is a messenger RNA of Helianthus annuus (common sunflower), 913 nucleotides long. RefSeq lists its product as uncharacterized. Bases 90 to 650 code for a protein of 186 amino acids. The transcript has a single exon. The record is from RefSeq and is a predicted model, not a curated record. Lineage: Eukaryota; Viridiplantae; Streptophyta; Magnoliopsida; Asterales; Asteraceae.
UAACCAUUCUAUACCCUUGAUCCAUUGUUAUUUCCAAAACAUUUCACAUACUUUUUAGGGUGACUAAGGUUCAAGUCAUAAACAAAAAGAUGGCAACACUUUCAACUGGUUCCGAACCUCCAUCAAUGAACAUUAAAACAAAAGAAGAUAGGCGACUCUCCAUUACUACUUCAAAGCAUUUAACAAGUGAGAUGUCAAAACACAACUCUUCUUUAGAAGUGUACUAUGGUGGUGCACCGGUUGCAGUCCCAUUUAAAUGGGAAUCACAACCAGGUACCCCAAGAGUUUGUUUUCAUGAAACCCCAUUGCCGCCUUUAACACCACCACCCUCUUAUCUAUUUAAUUCUCCAAAAACACCUAACAAAAAGAUGUCAAAACCAAAAGGAGGCAUUCUACAAGAUGUCCUCCAUAUGCUCACUUCUACUAGGAAAAACCAUAAUUCUCUAGUUUCACCAGCUUCAUCCGAAUCAUCUUCUUUGUUUUCACCUUCAUGGUAUUCGGAUUCUCCAUCACCUCUCUACACGCCCAACAACCGUAGAAAAAACCAACGAAAAUCUUUUGAAGAUCAAGAUGCUUAUGGAUCGCCAGUUUCAACUCUUUGUUUCUGUAUGAGGCGUAACGCAACCCCACAGCCGAAUGGAUGUGAGUAGGGUCAUUAAACCGGUACAAAAAGUAAGAACUGCUAGCACAUUAUAAGGUUUAAGUUGUGUUUUUGAUUCGAUACAUGGUUUUCUAUUCCUCUUAGUACUUUUUCUGAUAUUCGAAUCAAGAAAUUAAUGUUAAAAAGGUUCCUUGGGUCAUAAAGAUGUUGUACAACUAAACGCAUGUCGAUUAUGGUUUGUGUCACAAUGUUUGUUGAGUCAAGAGCACUGGCUUUUAUAAAAUGAAUCAAAUUAUUAUAGUUUUCUGGCUA